Messenger RNA from Caenorhabditis briggsae, 279 nucleotides. The transcript has 3 exons. Lineage: Eukaryota; Metazoa; Nematoda; Chromadorea; Rhabditida; Rhabditidae. The record is from RefSeq and is a predicted model, not a curated record. The coding region runs from base 1 to 279 and encodes 92 amino acids.
AUGAUUAGAAUCCCGCCAAAUGGACCCACCAAAUCAAGUGCAACCGGAGCAUGGAGCUCAUCAGGAGCAAGAGACACCCACUGCUACUGGGAGAUUCUAGCCGACGUGCUACGUGUCAUCGACGCGCCACCUGGUACACGGGACGAGGUUCGAGACACAGUUUUACAGAAGAACGUUCAGGUGGCGGCCAGAAUUGCGCAAGAGGCGGACCGCAUCGACCGAAACCCUCGACUCUCUCCAGCUCCUAACGAUCGCACCCCUUCCAAUCCCGCCGACUAA